AUGACAGCAGCGGAAGCAGCAAACAGCUCCUCCCCUGCAGCAGCAGCAGCAGCAACAUCAUCAGCAGCAGCAGCAGCAGGAGAGGCAGCCUCUUCAGGUGCUUCCUUUGCGUCGCCAUUGUCUCCCCCCUCUUCCUCUGCAGCAGGAGCAAGAACAACAGCAGCAGCAGGAGCAGCAGCAGCAGCAGCAGCAGGAGGAGGAGGGGAUCGUGAUGGGGAGAGUUUGCUGCAGCUGCCUCAUCUGCCUCUGAGCAGUGAUGAUAUAUUGAUGCUGCAGCAGCAAGAGGAGCAGCAGCAGCAGCAGCAGCAGCAGCAGCAGCAUUAUUUACGACCCCAAGAGUUAUUAGCAUUUGAUUGUGAUAUAGAAACAAUCCUUAAAUGUAAACCCUUAAAAGAACAAAGAGUUAAACUUCUAUGCGAUAAACUCAAGGAGAUAUUGAUGGAAGAAGGGAAUGUACAGCCCGUGAAUACACCGGUGACUGUCGUAGGGGAUAUUCAUGGCCAAUUUCAUGAUCUUAUGCAAAUGUUUAAAUGUGCCGGAACUUGCCCUUCUGUGAAUUUUCUUUUCUUGGGGGAUUAUGUCGACAGAGGUUUUAAUUCUUUGGAAUGCGUCACCCUUGUCUUCCUUUUAAAGGUUCGCUAUCGCCACCGGAUAACGAUAAUUAGAGGAAAUCACGAAAGUCGCCAAAUCACCCAAGUGGGUUUAGCCAGGCAGGUUCCGCGUUAUCGAGUUUUUGACUAUUUGCCAUUAAGUGCAUUAAUUGAAGGACAAAUAUUUUGUCCUCAUGCUGGUCUUUCUCCUCAACUUGAUUCCCUAGAUGCGGUUAGGGCUCUCCAAAGACACCAGGAGGUGCCUCAUGAGGGUCCGAUGUGCGAUUUACUUUGGUCUGAUCCUGAAGAUCAACUCGAGGGUUGGGGAGUCUCUCCUAGAGGUGCAGGUUUUUACGAGCGAAUGGUUUGCAGUGCAUCACCAGAGCUCAUCAACUCGUCAUGGAGGUAA
Molecule: messenger RNA, 999 nt
Organism: Eimeria maxima
Lineage: Eukaryota; Apicomplexa; Conoidasida; Eucoccidiorida; Eimeriidae
Product: serine/threonine protein phosphatase, putative
Exons: 8
Coding region: 1-999 (332 amino acids)
Biological process (GO): peptidyl-serine dephosphorylation; mitotic cell cycle
Cellular component (GO): cytosol
Molecular function (GO): protein serine/threonine phosphatase activity
Source: RefSeq, a predicted model, not a curated record